UGCACAGUCAGCAGCUGGUGAAUAUGAAGGCAUGUGUCAAGAGGCAAAACGGUGACAUCCAUUCCAUUCCAUUCCAUGUAAGUGAAUGCGAUCAGCCACUUCACCACACACACAAACACCCACAAACAUCUGUCUUCUCCCUCGCCCCUCAUCUCAGCGCCAUCCCACUGUUGAUGACACCGUCCGCCAGCUCGAAGUGGCUCAGCACGGCACGCCAGCGGGGCAUCGACUCCGGGAACCGGUCGGCCAGCGGCUGAAACAAAUUGCCAUUCUCAGGUCGCUCGGUCGUCAACAGACUGAUGUUGCGCCCACUCACCCAGAGAUGGGCAGCGACGGUCUCGUUGGGCCGGAAGCCGCUCACAAUCACGUCACGACGGUAUGCUGGGUUGGCGUGAUGCAGAUUGCCGUCGUCCAAGCGGUAGUCGACAGCGAUUCCCCCCUGCUGCUCGGUCAUGGGCUCAGUCAGCAGACGGAGAUAGCGGUCGUUAUUGUGGCUGAUGGCUUCACAUAGCACCCUCCUGUCGUACCCCCCCUCCUCACGGCACCACCGCUCGAGCAGCGUGCGCAGGAGGAACGACGAGAAGAAGGGGAAAAGCAAGUGGUCCGAUCGGAUGACCGGAUCGCUCCGCUUGUAGCAGCUGCGAUAGUCAUGGUCGUCUGGCAGCUCACCCAACGGCACCACACGGAACGACUCAUUGCCGAUCCGAUACGCCCCGUCGAUGCCUUGCUGCAGCGCCAGGUUGGUCCCCUGGUGUGUGAGGCUGUGGCCGAUGGUCUUGUAGAGGGCCAUGAUGAGCGGCAGCUGGUGGAAGGCUGUUGGGGAGGGCAGCGCAUUAGCCGACAGCCGCAGCGGCAGAGUGGCAUUGGGUGUGAGCCGAUGAAUGGCGGCCAGCCGAAUGAACCUCCCCAUCGCUCGCCACUCGCCGCCACUGCCCUGCUCCAGCACAUGCAACACCUUCAAGCCGUUCCGCAGAGCUCGACGCUUGGCUCGACGGCUUGCGCACUGAAACACGUCGAAAACCAGCACGUCCUCGAGCUCCAGACGACGGAUGACCACCUCUAUGCGCUGCUUGACGAGUGUGAGCAUCUCGUCCACUAUGGCGCGAUUGCUGUCGUCGAUCUGUGCACGGAGCUUGUUUCGUCUGGCGGGGUCGGGUGACAUGGCCAUGUCUGCCGCCUUGGUGAUGGCAAGGUCGCGCAGAGAGGGGACUGCCGGAGGGGCGGCGGGGGGCUGGGGAGUGGUGGGACGCAUCUGAUGCGAUGACGACGCCAUCGGUGAGUGAGAGAUCUGAAUGAAUCAAAAGUGGAAGGACACACAAACGAGUGAAUGGCAAUCAGUCAGACGAGAGCCAUGGGAGGGCGGGAUGCUCUGCUCACCUGAGACAGGCACUGUGACAGCAAAGAGGCGGGGGGAGCGAGCCGUGGUGAAUGAAUGACUCUGCAGACAGACAGCACAGGCGUCCUGCAGCACCCGCCAGACUGAUUGACACGCCGCUUUGCCUCACCGAUGUCAGUCGAUGCGAUGACGAGUGAGCCACCGACCGCCGCCAAUCGAUGGCCACCAGCACCUCAGAGUGAUGCCCUCGCCGAUGAGCGACGCAGCUCUGCUCAGACACACCAGCAGCAGCUGUGUGAAGCAUUGUCAGUCGUCCUUUGUUUCUCUCGCUGCCCUCUCACCUUCGAUGAGCGAACAAAAGCC
This is a messenger RNA of Vitrella brassicaformis, 1699 nucleotides long. The record is from the annotation of a GenBank genome assembly. NCBI's taxonomy places the organism in Eukaryota, Vitrellaceae.